Trichobilharzia szidati is the source of this 2750-nucleotide messenger RNA. Lineage: Eukaryota; Metazoa; Platyhelminthes; Trematoda; Strigeidida; Schistosomatidae. The record is from the annotation of a GenBank genome assembly.
AUGUCCCAAGUGAAUGAUGAACUGAAGAGCAUGGAGUUUGUCCAUCAUUUGUUUGAAUUGUACACUUGGGUUCCCAAGAUGAGUUCAGCAGUUGAUCGUACUUCCGAUUUUAUUCGUUCUGUACAACUUAGUCGAUCAAAAUUAAACGAUGCCAAGUACCAAAAUAAUAAUUUAUCGUCGAAAUCAUCAAUGAAUGGAAAUCAUACAACAACAAUGGAGUGUAAUUCUCUUGGUGUAUCAAAACUUGCCAUAAAUGAUGCUUCUAUGUUACCAGAUGAAAAUCAUACUCUAUUGUAUAAAUCACCUGUAUUAAAUGGAUUACAAGAGAAUCACUACCAAUCAGUUAGUAAAACGAACAAUCCGCUUACACAACGUUCACAAUUUAUGAAAGCAGCUUCAAUUAUCGGGCAAGAUUUAGCGAAUACAUUUACCAAGUUGGAACAGCUGAAUGCGCUAGCUAGACGGCAAACAUUAUUCGAUGAUCAUAGUGCAGAAAUACAACAUUUAACUUAUGUAAUAAAAGAAUCAAUGGCUAAUUUAAAUAAUAGAAUUGCUAAUUUACAAGAAAUGACCAAGUCUCAGGGGUCUAGUGGAAAACAACAAUCAACUCAUUCACGUUCUGUUCUAAUGGUUCUACAGACACGUUUAGCUAAAAUGUCUGAUCAAUUUCGUGGUGUACUGGAAUAUCGUUCAGAGGAUAUAAAAUCACAGAAUGCACGUAAAAGUAAAUACAGUUCAAUUGAUGAUGAAACAUUAAGCAAUAAUACUACUAAUACACAAAUAGCUAAAUCACCACAUGUUAUUAUUCCAUCAGUCCUAUUAAAAGAUGAUGAACGCGCCAGAGAAGCUUUACUGAGUGGUAAUCAAGGCAAUGAUGGAUUAGAUGGUUUAGGCAGUUUUGUACCACCCACCUUGCCAAUGAAUUCAAAUUUGGGAUUUGCUCAAAAAUAUGUUAGUUCAGAUCAAACGGAUACCUAUUUAGCAUCUCGUGCAGAUACAAUGCGAAGUAUUGAGCAUACAAUUGUUGAAUUGGGACAGAUUUUUCAACAAUUAGCUACUAUGGUACAUGAACAAGACGAAUCCAUACGUCGUAUUGACGCAAAUGUUGAUGAAGCCGCCGUGUCAGUUGAAGCUGGUCAUUCAGAGUUAAUUCGUUACUUCCGUUCUAUUAGCUCAAGUCGAUGGCUUAUGAUUAAAGUGUUUUUUGUUUUAAUUGUAUUCUUUGUGAUAUUUGUUGUAUUCUUCGCUUAAAAAACAAACAAACAAACAUACAAACAAACGAUCGAUUCCUACAUCCUCAACCCCCCUACCUAUAAUUGACUUUGUUAAACUCUUAUUUUCACUUCUCAUACACUUUAUAAUGACAUAAAGAAAAUCAUACAAUAGGAAAAAUAUCUAUCACUCCUUAUAUGUUGUAUGUAAUAUAGUUGUGAGCGGGAGGGAGGAAAAAUACUAAAACAAUAUUGAAUUAAGCAAAAUUAGAAGAACCGCCUUUGACCAAUGGCUAAUUAAAGGUAUUAAUGAUAAUAAUCAGCUGAUUCACGCUCAUGUCAGAAUAUUUAGAAGCAACCAAUCAAAAAACACUUAAGUGUAACGCCUACACACUUGUAGACAGUUGACACGUUAUCUGAUUGGUGGAUUUUAUUUGACUAAUGUCAACCAGCUGAUUAUUAAUGCCUUUUUACGCCACGGUUUAAUUUUUGUCAUUCUAUCUAUCUGUCUUUCAUAUAAAUUUUCUUUAACAAUGAUAUAUAUUCAUCCUUAUGUAACUAAAGUUUUCUUCAUGGGAAUCAAUUCAAAUGACCAGAGUAACUGUUCUGCUUUGUUUCCAAUAUUGAUUUUAAAUGUCUUUCUCCCCAUUUCUUUUGUAUCUCCAUUUGUUGCUGUUGUUGUUUCUUUAUCGAUAAAGGGUGGAGGGAGAGAGAGAACGGUUUUUAAUUCAUGUUUCUUUUUUCUGAUGGCUUUCUUCACAAUUUUCACAAUACUACUCAUAUCGGUUAAUCAGUCAGUAGCGUGUAUGUCAAGCAGUGUACAAUUUUGUAUUAUUUAUAAAAUUUGUGUACAGAUUGUUGUGAAUAUAUAUACAUACUUGUUGGUUUGACCUUGUUUAAUUGGAUUGUCUGUUUGUCUAUCCACCUGUCUGUCUGUCUAUCUAUUUAUUUUAUUGCCUCUCUCAAGGAUAUGAUGUGUCUACUGUGUUUCUCCAUUAUCAAUUCAGCCUUUCAGAAACUAAAUUGUAUUGUAAAACGUUAAUACAGAUUCUUUAUUGUUAAUGUAACUAUUAUUAUUAUUAUUACUUGAUAAAAAUGAGUACUACUUGUGGAAGAAUAUCAGUAGAGUGUUCAGUGUUUCAAUGUCUGUGUGAAUUAUAAUAAUCUGUAUUCGUUUAGGAGAUGGGUGACAUUUUUAAAAUUUUUGCUACUCUUAGGUGAGGUGAGAAAUUUUAAUUCAACAGAGAUUGUAUCAUUUAAUCGUAUAUUUGCAAACAUUUGUUUUGUUUCAGCUCUUCUGUAGUGUUAUUCUGGAAUAGAGUGAGUGUGUGCGUGUACGUGUGUGUGUGGUAUGCGGAAGGGGGGAGACUGAAUGAAGGAAUUGUGAUUGCUGCCGGUUUGAAGGGUUAUUGAUAAGUCGUUAUUAUUAUUUAUUUAUUUAUUUUUUGAUUGACUUCACUUCUCUACCGUUUCUUUUUCUCUCGUGUCGUUGAUAAAAGAAAGAUGAACAAUUUAAAUUAAUGAAAUUUCUUUUUUGUA